This is a messenger RNA of Culex quinquefasciatus (southern house mosquito), 987 nucleotides long. Its product is annotated as T-complex protein 1 subunit beta. Gene Ontology annotation, cellular component: chaperonin-containing T-complex. Lineage: Eukaryota; Metazoa; Arthropoda; Insecta; Diptera; Culicidae. The record is from RefSeq and is a predicted model, not a curated record. Gene Ontology annotation, molecular function: ATP-dependent protein folding chaperone. Gene Ontology annotation, biological process: protein folding.
AUGAGGGUGAACUACAAACAACUAUCUGCACCGAGCGAGCUGCUUGAUUGGGUGAUCGCCCGGUUGUCCUCGUUUGUGGGGGCCAUGGCGAUCGGCAAUCUGGUCAAGAGCACACCCGUCCCGAAGGAAAUGGACAAGAUUCUGAUUGCGCACGGCCGUAGCGCCGGCCAGGUUGAGGUCACCAACGACGGGGCGACGAUUUUGAAGGCGGUCGGCGUGGACAUGAGUCGCUUCCAGGACGACGAGGUUGGCGUGACGGUGUUGGUGUCAGAGUGGCUGAGCGAGGCGGAAAAGUUGCUCGAGCAAAAAUUUCUCGAAGAUUCUGUCCCAGCAAAUCUAUUUGCCGGCUGUUGCUUGGAGGAUUCGUUCCUGGACGAGGGUUUCCUGUUGGACAAGAAGACCGUUGUGCACAAGCCGAAACGCAUCGAGAACGCAAAGAUCUUGAUCGCCAAUACGCCGAUGGACACGGACAAGAUCAAGGUUUUUGGAUCGAGUAAGAAGGUAACGAUGGUGAAGAUUGCCGAGCUGGAGGUCGCCGAGAAGGAGAAGAUGAAGGACAAGGUGACAACCAGAACCAGGCUCGUCGUUGCGAUCUGUUUGAAAGUUUGCAUCGAUGUGAUAGCCCGUUCCAACAUCCGCAGGACCGGAAUAUCUCGCAAGGAGGCAAGUUGCUGCCCAACAGCAACCUCGCCCCAAAGUGGUAAGCAAACUGCACGUCAGCAGAGAGGAAUUUGGAGGAGAUUUCGGUGGAAUUCGAGGAGGAGGAAAAGUUCAUGGAUUCUAUCGUCGGCCGCCAAGGACACACUAAACCAGCUGGGCAGUAUUCCGUGGAAGAUCAACAGCGAAGUGAUGGCGUUGUUCAUCAGAGCAGCAUCUCCAUGCUGGACCUUUCUUGCCCUCCCUCCGCGCAGUGAAUUGACCGGUUACGAUUGGUUCAUCCUGAUGCGCAAGAAGAUGAACCCUCCCCCCCCCGCAAAGCUCACCUGA